Messenger RNA from Pediculus humanus corporis (human body louse), 1374 nucleotides. RefSeq names its product kynurenine/alpha-aminoadipate aminotransferase, putative. The transcript is spliced from 8 exons. Gene Ontology annotation, biological process: biosynthetic process. Lineage: Eukaryota; Metazoa; Arthropoda; Insecta; Psocodea; Pediculidae. The record is from RefSeq and is a predicted model, not a curated record. Bases 1 to 1374 code for a protein of 457 amino acids. Gene Ontology annotation, molecular function: pyridoxal phosphate binding; L-kynurenine:2-oxoglutarate transaminase activity.
AUGGCGCCAAACAAACCAGAAGAAUCUGCACAAAAUGUUAUCGAACAACCGAUAUCCAUUGAUUACGAUCAUUUCAUAAAUGAUUUUUCGAAAUUGAGACAACCGUCCGUCAUCAGGGAGUUAAACAAAUUAUAUUCUCAAAAAACAUCUGAUAUGGUAUCACUAGCUGGAGGUUUGCCUAACGUAACGACAUUUCCAUUUAAAGAAAUUCAAAUUACAUUGAGUGACGAUUCGACGAUAUCGUUAAAAGAGAAAUCAUUAUACGAUGCACUACAAUAUAUUCCCACUCAAGGAUAUCCUCCAUUGUUAGAAAAACUUCGUACCCUUCAAUUGAAAAAUCAUCGUCCACCGUGUUGGGACAAUUCGGAAGUAUUAAUAACUCCAGGAAGUCAAGAUGGACUUUGUAAAGCUAUAGAAAUGUCAUUAUCACCUGGAGAACCCUUUAUCGUACAACAUCCGUUAUAUACCGGAACGGACAGCAUCUUGAAACCAUAUUGUUCGGACCUCAUACCCGUUGAACAAGACGGUAAUGGAAUCAUACCGGAACUUUUAAAAGAAGAACUGGAAAAAAGAAUAAAAAAUUCAAGUGAUUCGUUUACUAUGAAAAAAGGAAUUCCGAAGCUUUUGUACGUGAAUCCAACUGGAGCUAAUCCUACAGGAGUUAUACUAAGCACGGAAAGAAAAAAAGAAAUAUAUAAAUUAGCUUGUAAAUAUAAUCUUAUUAUUUUGGAAGAUGAUCCAUACUAUUAUUUACACUUUGACGAUACACGACCGGUGAGCUUUUUAUCAUUGGAUACGGAAGGAAGAGUACUCAGAUUCGAUUCCUUUUCCAAAAUAAUGAGUCCUGGAAUACGUUUGGGUUUCGUUACGGGUCCCAAACAAUUAAUAAGUAGAAUAGAACUUCACGUUCAAGCUGGUGCUUUACAUGCUUGUUCUUUAUCUCAGGUAAUUAUCGACAGCUUUUUAGAAAAAUGGGGAUUCGAUGGAUUUUUCGAACACUUAGAAUCCGUUAGAAAAUAUUACAAGCGUAAAAAAGAAAUGAUGAUUGCUGCAGCGGAAAAACAUUUAACAGGUUUAGCCGAAUGGAACAAUCCGACAGCGGGUAUGUUUUUAUGGAUAAAAGUUAAAGGACUACCAGAUACUUUUAAUUUAGUCGGUAACGAAUGUAUUAAACACGGUGUCAUGUUGGUCAUGGGUCACGCGUACAGCGUGUACAAGGACAAACCUUCGUCUUACUUAAGAGCCUGUUUCAGUUUAGCUACACCUGAGCAAAUCGAAGUAGGAAUGGAGAGGCUGGCCAAAGCAAUACGCGUCGAACAAGAACGUUACAAAAAUUCAACGAAUUCAAACAACGCUCCAUCGAAAAACCAUUGA